This is a messenger RNA of Radiomyces spectabilis, 552 nucleotides long. RefSeq lists its product as uncharacterized. The transcript is spliced from 3 exons. Lineage: Eukaryota; Fungi; Mucoromycota; Mucoromycetes; Mucorales; Radiomycetaceae. The record is from RefSeq and is a predicted model, not a curated record. The coding region runs from base 1 to 552 and encodes 183 amino acids.
AUGGUUACAAUCAGCAGAGAACAGGCUAUAUGCAUGUUUUACUGUGAACUGUAUAAUGAAUCAAACGUCGUCAAGUUAUCAAAGUUGAUUGAUGACAUGAACAAUAUCGAAAUCUGCUACUCGGACAAUCCAACAGAGCCUAUGCUCCUUUGUCAAACAAGAAUCAACCAAAACCCUGUCAAAUUCAAAACGUACAUCAGCAGAAAUGUGAUUUCAAAAGACAACGAUAGAGAAGAACACAAGAGCAAGUAUAGAGCGAAUCAACAACAGGUUGUGCAAUUCUUGAAUACAUGUUUUCUACCUUAUGAUCCGGGUAGCGACCAACUCUAUGAAGAGAAAAAUGUUACGAAUGGCGACAUAUUUUCAACAUUAUUGCAACAUACAGAAAUAUUCAAUGACAAGAGUGUCACGUCUUUCGGAAACUGGUGUUCAUCAAAGAAAGUUGACUUUUUGAUGUGCAAGCCCAAAAGGAAACGUUAUGCCAAUAAUUCAAUGAUCUCUGUUCGGUCGCUAUACAUUCUAAAUAAAGAAUAUUUUAGUAAGACAGGAUGA